Messenger RNA from Ciona intestinalis (vase tunicate), 4998 nucleotides. The record is from RefSeq and is a predicted model, not a curated record. Lineage: Eukaryota; Metazoa; Chordata; Ascidiacea; Phlebobranchia; Cionidae.
AAAAUUGGUAUUAUUUCUUUGGUUGCAUAUGAGUAGGAAACCAGGCAUGAAUAAGAAAAAGGAUUUAUUGAAAGUUAUCGUUAGUGAUGUUGCAAAUGUAAACCCAAGCGUGUUUUACGUACAUUUGGUGAAAGAACGUCAACUUUUGACGAAGCUUCAACAUGAUUUAAAUCAAGUUUAUUGUCAAAGCUGGAAAAGGAAGUUUCGUUUCGAGAAUAAGAUAAAACCUGGAGACACAUGCGUUGCGUAUUAUCUACCAGAUCACUUGUGGUACAGAGCUGAGAUCAUAAAUGUUGACAAAAACACUGCACAGGUUGUUUACUUGGAUUAUGGGAACCUGGGUGAAGUUGAUGUUGAAGAUUUACGCAAACUUAUUUCUCCUUUUGAUCAGUUGCCGUUUUAUGCCCUAAAAUGUUCAUUAUACGGGAUAUCACCAUGUGUUAGUGAUGGUGUCACCAAUGUUGAUACUUGGUCUUCUGCUGCCAAGUGUUGGUUUGAGGAAUCUUUAUUGAACAAAACAUUUUCUGCUUAUUUCCCUUUUCGAAAAAUCAGAAGUUCUAUGGGAGUUUCUAAGAUUGUUCUAUUCUACCCUGACUUGUCUAAAACGGUGCAAGACGUCAUAGUUUCACUUGGUUUUGGUUUCAAAACAGAAGACAGUUGCAAAGAACCUUUAGAUUUAGAGAUUGGCAGCAGUUCCUCGUCAUUAAAACUCUCAGAUCUAUCAUCUACUGAAUACAGGUCCUUUUGCAAAUCAAGCGAAAAUAUUUUGACUGCUGGUUCUCUUCCAAAUGAUAUCACAUGUGAUGAUUUCCAAAGCCAGUUUGAGACACGGAGCUUGCCUGUUGUUUACCCAUCUACCCAUAUUGGUUCCUUGGUACAAAGAAGUAAUUCAGGAUGUGAAGUGUUUGAAGUAAUGACAAAGAGUAAACAAGAAAGAACUGCGUAUGCCCUGGAAGUUAGUACUGAGCAUGAGAAGAGUUGCAUGAAAGAGGAUUAUUGGGACUUAGAGUCUGCUAAAUUUUAUAAACCAAGAAAAUGCAGAACUGAUCAAUGUUAUAAACCUUUACAAAGCAACUCAAAGAGCAAAAAAGCUACAGGGAAGUCUGAACAAAAUUUUGAGCACAGAAAUAGAACGGAAAUUCCGAUCAUUUUAAAAUAUUGGAAAGAGACAACUACUGAAGAAAUUAACAAACUCAUGGCCAAAAAACAAGUAUCAGAAACAGUGCCUGUAGUUGAUAACCAAAAGAAAGCAGAUGUUUUACUAAGUUCACAACAAACUAAAUAUGCAAAACUCAGUCCAACAACAGUAAGCAUUUUUUCCGCAGAACUACUGAAUAAAAACAACGGGAAAAAGGUCAGAAAUUCUGUGCAAAACAACAACAAAAUUACAAAACGGAACUUUGACAGUGUACCAAGAAGAUUUGAAAAAAGAUUUGCAAAUCAGAAAAGUGUUUUUGGAAACACAAAGAAGGAAGAAAAUCCAAAGCAUGGGGUUAAAAAUACAAGUCAAAAAGAAAACCAAAAAAGUGCUGUGAAAAACACAAAGCAAGAAAUUCAAAAAGGGUUUGUUAAAAAUUCAAAGCAGGAUGAAGAACAAAAAAAUAUUGUAAAAAGUUCUAAGCAGGAAGAAACUUCAGUUGUGAGGCCCACAGGAACAAUAAUAAAUUCUAUUAAAAAUUCAAAACAAGAAGAAAAUCAAAAAAGUGUUGUUAAAACCACAAACCAAGAAAAGAAUUCAGUUAUGAAGCUAACAGAGAAGACACAAAACUCUGGUAAUAACACAAAAGAAGAAGAAAAUAUGAAUGUAAUGCUGAGUGAGAUACCCCAUGCUGACUACAUGGACAUAAAAGGUAAAUUCGACAGGGAUAAAAGUGUACAAGAAAAAUAUCCAACACCAAAUGCAAUCAGUAAAUCUGGAGAGCUUACACCAGCAAAAAAUGAUACAAUUGCCGAAGUAGCACAAACAGUUGGGACUUCUACAGGUCAAUGUACUCUAAGUGUUGAACCAAGUAGAGGGACAACUGGAAAAAAAGAGAAAUUAUUUUUAGAGCAAAAUAAAAUUUCUGGCGACAAUCAGUCUCACAAGAAACUUGAUGAGGUUGAUGCAUCUAUUAUUAAAUUAAAUGAAGAUAUUUGUCCCAUCAUGGAUCUUCCCGACACUAAUUCAGAGAAGAAAAAUAAAUCGAUAAAAAAUGAAGAUUUAGUGAACAAAGAUCUAGUUAAUGUUGUUGUUUGCGAUGUAAACGACCCAAGUUUUUUCCAUGUUCAACUUUCCAAUGCGAACGAAACAUUGGAAAACCUUCAAAGAGAAUUAAAUGAUUUCUACUCAGAGACCUGGUCAAAAUCUCUCAGUUUUUCCACAAUGCCAUUGAAAAAUACCGUGUGUGCUUCAUUGUAUGUUGAUGGUGAAUGGUACAGAGCUAAGAUUAUAAAAUUUAAUAAAAAAGAUGAAACAAUUUUGGUCAGUUAUAUUGAUUAUGGAAAUAUCUGUUAUGUGAAGAUGGAGGAUUUGCGGCACAUUCAUUGCAAGUUUUUUGAUGUGCCUUGUCAAGCAAUACCUUGUUCUUUACAUGGUGUCGCACCAGCAACACACAGGUCUGGUGUAGUAAAUGAAACUGGUUGGUCAGAAUUCACCGUUUCAUGGUUUGACCAACAUACUCUUGGAAAAGAAUUUUCGGUCAAAUUUCACGACACAAGUGAUCGUAAUACAACUGAAGUGACACUCUACUACACUGACUUACCUCAGAGUGACGUAAAGCUAAAAAGUGUAGCUGACACAAUGGUGGUACUUGGCCAUGCAAAUUUUGACAACGAAACUUUAGGUAAAGUUAAUACCAAUGAAUCCUGUUUAGAUCAAUGCCAAGCCAUUACCAAAGCCAAGGUACAGUGUGAAGAAAAUGAAACCUAUUCAAAUACAAAGUCACACGUUUCAUUAAAUAAAUCACCUUGUGAAAGUAUACAUGAAAAUGAAUUGAUUUGUUCACCUUUGGUUGUGCCACCGAUAAAAAAAGACAGGCCUACAAAACAAAUGGAAGUUGAAAGCAAUGAUGAUUUUAACAGUUUUAUAUUUUCUGAAAGAGAAGAGGUGGACAGAUCACUCAUUUCCACUACCAAGGUUGAGUUACCAAGCGAAACUAGUUCUCCAACUAAUGAAUGUUUAGACGAAUUUAAAACUGAGGUUUCAGACACAAACUCAAAGCAGACAAGCACACGAACCACUCCAACUAAACCACCAUCAACACCAACCGAUGAUAUGGUGAAAGUCAAACUAUCCAUGGUGGAAAAUCCUUUCUCUUUUCAAAUUCAAAUUGAAGAGGAUCAAAGCAGUCUUGACCGGUUCCAACAGGAAUUAAACUUGUUUUACUCCCAACCUUGGACCAGUAGAUUGCAGUUUAAAGAUUUCCCAAGUUAUGGGACUCGUUGUGUGGCUUUGUGCUCUGAGGUUUGGUACAGAGCAUUUAUUCUUGGUUUUCAAAGUUCCACCAGUGUGAAGGUUCACUUAUUGGAUUAUGGACGUAGUAAAACUGUAAACAAAGAUGAUAUUUGUCCAAUUUCAAGUCAAUUCACAUCAGAACCACCUUUUUCUAUUCAUUGCUGCUUAUAUGGGAUUCAACCAUAUAUGAAUGAUUGGGACAACACAAACAACAUACUGGGUAUAUCAUGCACAUCAUGGUUUCAAUAUCACACGGAUAAACAUGAGAUCAUGGCACAGUUUAUUCCAUUACCUGAUGAAGACAACCCUGUUUGUACUCAGCUCUAUUUCUCUACAAUUGACCAGAAUGGAAACAAAUUACUAUGGAACAUAUCCCACAUAAUGAUGUUGCUUGGUUUGGCUCGUAUUGAUCAAGAUAUAACUCAAUCAAUAAAGUUACUUGAUGAAAAUAUUGGUUCAAGUUCUCUCUCACCAACUUCAUGCUUCUCUAAAGAAAGUGAAUAUUCUGUGGAUGUUUUGAAAGAUUCUGGUGAAAAUGAAAAUUCGUUUUCAAAUGUUCAGAAAUAUCUGGCAGAUUCACUGCCACAAUAUUGGAACCCAAUGGCGGAAGAUUUUAAUUCGAAUCGAAAUAACUAUGCUACAAACACCGACGAUGCAUGUGUGGCAGUGGAAAACGUGGACACUUGUGCAAAAAUCUGCAAGUAUUAUCAGAAAGGAGAUUGCUGGAGGGGAGAUAAAUGCGCAUGGGAACAUAUACCAUGUAAUACACAACUUCUUGCUAACCAAUCCACCAAGGUGUUAUCAUACCAUAGUAUGUCCCAUGAGACGUUAGAAGCGGAUACUUGUGCCAUUGUACGUGUCAUAAUGCUGCUUAAGGACAGAGACUUUUAUGCUCAUGUGAUAAAAAAAUCAACGACAAACUUUACACAAGAUUUCUCUUUGGUGCCUGAAAAGUUGUUGGAGUUGACAAAAGAUAUGAAGACCUAUUAUUCAAAAAAUAGAAGAAUGUUUGGCCCUGUAGCUCCCACAUGUGGUGAAAUGUUUGUCGUCAUUCAUGAAUUAACAUUUUGUCGGGUUGCCGUGUUACAACUGAGUUCUUUUACCAGCAUCAGAGUAAAGGUUUACUUGGUAGAUUAUGGGACAACACUCUGGCUUAACACAGACAAGUUGCUUCCAAUGGUUGAAGCUUUUAUUCAUCUGCCAGCACAAGCUGUUCAUUGCACAAAUAUAUUUGAACAUUCAAUUAUUAAAAAAGUGGCCAACAUGGAGACUUAUGCAGUUCGAGUUUGGGAAAGUUUGCCAGUUGUGGAUUCUCCGGUUCCACUUACACUGUUGUUCAAAAUUUCCAAUUAGUGAAUUUAGUUUGCCUUUUUUCUUUCUGUUUUAGUUCUUAAUCAUGUUUUUGUUUAUAUAGUGGUCUUUUAAUUUUUACCUCAUUUUUUUGUAUGCCAUUUUAUCAUGUUUCAUUUCUUUUGUUCCAAUUUCGUUUAUCAGUAUUUUCUUUCAUCUGUUUUCGAACCAAAAAAAUAAACAAAGGAAUGACUUGUAGUGUGUGAUAUACAGCA